CGAACGGUUUAGAAACGAUACAGAAUUUUCGCUCCAAUGCGUUGUAGUUACACUGUUUCAAGUUUCAAUUCGUUUCAAGUGAUAAAAAUCAACAGGUGUAAAUAAAACAACAUGGUUUUAGACCUUUUACGAAAUAAUUAUGUGAAUUAAAUUCUGAAAAAUGUCAAAAAAAGCCAAGAAAGGUGCGUUAUACGAUAAAGAAAUUCAACAAUUACUCGACGAUGGCUUUCUAUCAUCAGGAGAUGAUGAGAUCGAAGAUGAAGAAUUUAAUGAUAGUGACGUAUCGAGUGGCGAUGAUAUUGAUGAUGAAAAUUGGACAGUGCCAUUCGAAAUUUCCGAAUCUUCUAGUGAAAGUGAAACUGACGAUGAUUUAGAGGAUGGUGAUCGAAGCAAUUCUCAAGCAAAUGUUUCAAAUAUUCCAAUCACGAAUGCUCAAAAUGAUUCGAGUGUAGCUGGAACUUCUGCCUCUAAUGAUAAUUCGAACACUGCUGGAAAUGACCCUAACGCUACUGGAAAAAACAACUCAGACCCUCCGAUAAAUUUGGAUGAUUGGCAUACUCUAAUCCUGAAACCCACCCUGCUGAAAUUUAGAGGAGAAGAAAAAGUACUUCUGGACAAUUUAUCAACACAGCCGACCACUCCUGUUGAAUUCUUUCGCCUAUUUUUUGACAAUGUUUUUUUAGACAAAAUUAUUGGAUUCUCUAAUGAAGAAGUCCGACUGCUGACACGUUUCAAACCCCUGAAUAGAAGAUCGCCAUUGAGAAACUUCAAACCAUUUCAAGAGACGACUUAUUGAAAUUUCUUGGUCUGACUAUGCUAAUGGGAAACGUAUGUAUGCCAUCAACGAAGCACUACUGGCGAAUCAAAAGUAAACUUUACGAGCAUCCAUUAUUUGGAAACGUUAUGUCCAAAAAUCGUUUCGAGACAAUUCUGAGAGCCUUGCGAUUCUAUGACGUUUCAGAACGUGUAGAAAAAAAAGAGAAAAUUUCGUAUGUUCUACAGUAUAUGAAUGAAAAAUUCAAUCAGUUUUAUUCCCCAGCCAAGCAGUUAUCAAUUGAUGAAGUAUUACUCGGAUUCAAAGGCAGGCUUUCAUACAAGCAAUAUAUACCACUAAAACGCAGCCGAUUCGGAAUAAAGCUGUAUGAAC
Molecule: messenger RNA, 1147 nt
Organism: Planococcus citri (citrus mealybug)
Lineage: Eukaryota; Metazoa; Arthropoda; Insecta; Hemiptera; Pseudococcidae
Exons: 3
Coding region: 161-796 (211 amino acids)
Source: RefSeq, a predicted model, not a curated record